AUGCAUAAGAUUACAGACAGUAUUAAAGAAUUUUUAGACACCAAUUUUAAAACUGAAAAUUUAAAUAUAUGCGAUAUUGAUCGAGACUCUCCUACUUCACUUGCUGAUUCAUUUUAUAGAAAUACAGAUGUAAAUGAAAGUGUUAAAAUUACAAGAAAAAUUUUAGAGCAUAAAAACUUGGAUCCAAAUAUUUUUAUAAAAGGAAUUUCUAGACAUCUAAAGAAUCCUUUAUCUCCAAUUUAUGAGCAUUCAAUAAUUUUGACAGCUGCUUUAUUCAAAGACUCAUCUUUUAAUAUGCAAGGAUUUGGAGAGUUAGACAAGUUUAAAGAUUUAAUGCCCGUUGAAUGCUUUAAGAGUAAACAACAGGCAAAAAUAAAAAGUAAAUUUGAUUCUAAAAAGAAAAUAGAAAUUGAUAAAUUUAUUUUUGUGCAUAGAACACCAAUAAAUUAUUUACAAGAAGGAAUUAAAAUUAUUAAAGAGGAAAAUCGUGUAAGGUUAGAUGAGGUAUUUCAUAAGUUACCUUUACUUAUUAAUAAAGCUAGUGAUAGAUUAAUAAAAGCAAAAUACAAAGAAUAUUUUGACACAAUACUGUCUUAUGAUGGAUAUGAUUUAGUUAAAAGUGAUGGAUUAUACGCUCUUGUUAUUAAAUCAUUUGAUUGUAUCAUCGAUGAAGUUUUUAAUUACAUUUUUAGUGACGAUUUAUGUUUAAGAUUUAAAAUAUGCCUGACUGACGUUUUAAUUAAAGUUGUGGAAAAAGGCACUUCAGAUAAAAUUGGUAAAAUAUUAAUACUACUUUCAGAAAAGAUAAAUGAAAAAGAAAAGAAACUUAAUGAACUUAUACUUUAUAAUUUAAAGUAUCUAAUAGAAUUAUGCAUUUAUAAGCUCAUAUAA
This is a messenger RNA of Vairimorpha ceranae, 891 nucleotides long. RefSeq lists its product as hypothetical. The record is from RefSeq and is a predicted model, not a curated record. The transcript has a single exon. NCBI's taxonomy places the organism in Eukaryota, Fungi, Microsporidia, Nosematidae. Bases 1 to 891 code for a protein of 296 amino acids.